UAUUAUAAGGCCACAAGUGCGGAAAAUGAUAACGAAAAGUUUCCUGUUCAUCGCUAUCACAUUGAUAGGGUUUUCCCUUGAGUCACCUGUUGAUCGAAACGGAGAUGGAAGUCCCAUGACGAUGAAGGGCUUGUUGAGCCUGGGCACCUUUGUGGAGUACAGCGGUCGGGCAUCGAUAGCCUUUGAAGAGAGCACCUUAUAUGCCAGCUUCAACUUGGAGUCACUUUUUCCGGCCAUGAAGGUCUUCAAAAAAGUCUAUAAAGCUCUACGGGAUAGUUGUGAAACAAGUCCCAGGCUUUGCCCAGAUAUUCUCGACCUUAUCAAGUUUGCGGACUCUAUUCUAAGAGAUGGCCUGAUUGACACACAUGACCCUCUGGUUUUUAGGGUCAAAAGGUUUCCUCUCGGCAGAAAUGACAUGGCCAACCAGAUGAUAAAUAAAUCCUCCUCCAUAGACAGCACAAUGAACCUGCAAAUGGGAAUAGUAGAACUCGAUGUUGACUCUCCAGACUUUGCAGCCACAGAUAGCCCAGACUGGUUUAUUGAAAGAAUGAAAAAUCAUCUUAAUAUUUUGGGAAACCAAUUAAAAAAGUCGCAGGAUGCCAUAUUGGAAGCAGUGAUUUCCGCCCAUCAGGGUCAACUUAAUCCUUUUAUCCUCUCCAUAAGGCAGUUGGAAUCGAAGAUGCUUGAAAUGCAGGCCCAUCUACCGCAAGGACGUCGUCUGCCCUUCGAUCAAUCCACAAUCUCCGAUAUUUACCGCGUCGCUUCCGUGAUACCUCAGCAGUUGGACAACCAUUUGGUCUUUCAAAUCUCAGUGCCCCUGAUCGAUGUGGAGCAGUUUAAUGUCUAUCGAUUGACACCCAUUCCGCGGGUGGUUAAUGGCAAAAUCCAACUGGUGGACACCGAAACACCGUAUCUGGGCAUCAACGACCACCUCGACAGGUAUUUCCCCCUUCAAAACCUAGACGACUGCACUGAGCUGGCCGGUGAGAGGUUGGUCUGUAAGUACAAUCAAAUAACUUAUGGAAAGGGAGAUGACGGCUAUGCCUGUUCCCUGGCGGCUAUACGGAAUCAGUCCUUCCAAGACUGCCCUUUCCGUCAGCUGGAGAGGAGUAGCAUGUGGACCCAGCUGGUGGCACCGAAUUCGUGGAUGGUGGCCCUCACCAAGGAACUGAGUUUGAUGGGAGUGUGCUCUGGCGAGAGCCAGGAACUCAGGAUAAACGGCAGUGGAAUACUCAGCAUUCGGGGAGACUGCAUCGUCCGGAGUUCGGCGGUCACUCUGCAAGGGGAACGCCAGAAAAGAGUUCCCCUAAAAAGGGGAUAUGCAUCUUUGCAGCUGACCAACACGGCCUCCCAGGAAAUUGGCAUCAUGGACUCGUUUAAUCACCUUCUUGAGAUCGCCACACGACUGAAGGUGUAUCAGGAAAAACUCGAUGGAGUCGCGGAUUAUCCAAUGACCGUCGUCGUCGUUUGUCCCUUAGUUGUGCUGAUCGCGCUAAUUAUUUCGCUUAGCUGGUUGUAUCUCAACCACCGUAGAAGACAACUCCCAGGGGCAAAAGAUCCAAUCACCGAUAUCGAAGGUCUCGAAGACACCAAAAAUGCAGCUACAACCAGUAAUCUUCCCCUGCUGGAAAAACAAGAAACUUAGGAGAUUUCAGGUCUUCAAAGCCAAUCUUAAUUCAUUUAAUAAUUUGUAUUAAUUAAACUUGUUAACCGGGCUAACUUUCUUUCUUUUUAAAUCGUUUAAGAAAAAUACACUUUAUCUAAAACAA
Messenger RNA from Drosophila biarmipes, 1769 nucleotides. RefSeq lists its product as uncharacterized. NCBI's taxonomy places the organism in Eukaryota, Metazoa, Arthropoda, Insecta, Diptera, Drosophilidae. The record is from RefSeq and is a predicted model, not a curated record.